This is a messenger RNA of Pediculus humanus corporis (human body louse), 399 nucleotides long. RefSeq lists its product as uncharacterized. Bases 1 to 399 code for a protein of 132 amino acids. The record is from RefSeq and is a predicted model, not a curated record. The transcript has 3 exons. NCBI's taxonomy places the organism in Eukaryota, Metazoa, Arthropoda, Insecta, Psocodea, Pediculidae.
AUGACGAUGUUAUCUUCUAGUCUUCUUAUAAUAGCCACCGUAAUAAUUUUUAUUGCCGAUUAUGGAAAAUCUUAUCCUCAUAUAAUUAAAAUCGACGACAGAAGAAGUAGUUUAUUAGAUGAACGUUGCAGACAAUGUAAUUUCAAUGAAGACUGUUUCGACGAACCGGCGGGUGGUUGCGUUAAUGGCGUGUACAAAGACAAAUGCGGUUACAUAAAUUGUUUUAAAGGCCCCGGAGAACAUUGCGAUAAAACGGGUAAAAAUAAAUGUGCGCCAAAUCUUUUAUGUAAAUGCAACGUUUGUAAAGGUUGUCAAAAAAAUCGUUUAAAAGUUUAUCAAUGUUUUUACGGUGAUGAUAAAAUGUGUUUAGGAGAUUUGGCAAGCGAUGAAAAAUUUUAA